Messenger RNA from Polypterus senegalus (gray bichir), 2508 nucleotides. It is a transcript of the gene wdr55, whose product is annotated as WD repeat domain 55. The transcript is spliced from 9 exons. Gene Ontology annotation, molecular function: protein binding. NCBI's taxonomy places the organism in Eukaryota, Metazoa, Chordata, Cladistia, Polypteriformes, Polypteridae. Bases 18 to 1328 code for a protein of 436 amino acids. The record is from RefSeq and is a predicted model, not a curated record.
AGCGUAACAGACGAAGAAUGAUGUGCUUGAAAAUAUUUAUGAAUGAUGAACACCGCCGGGGAGAUGGGCUGGCGCCUACGGCGCAUUUAUGUGGACGCGUCUUGGCAGAAGGCGUGGUGACGGUGUCGCAUGCCCAGGCAGUGGAUGCUGAUUCGAGAGAUGGAGACGAGCACAGCUCUGACGAGGACCAAACGGAGAAGUUGGCAGAGGAGGAGGAGGAAGAUAAAGAAGAAAAGGAGCCUAAAAUUCGGGAGACACCUGAAGAUAUUCUGUUUGAGUCUGGUGUGAAUACUGUAGCCUUCCACCCAACCCGAGAAAUUUUAGCUGCUGGUGAUCUUGAUGGUGAUAUUUAUGUUUAUGAAUACUCAUGCAUAGAAGGAGGCAACAAAGAGCUGUGGUCUUCUGGACAUCACCUGAAGUCCUGCAGAGAAGUGGCUUUCUCACAUGAUGGCCAAAAACUCUUCAGCAUUUCCAAGGAUAAAUCAAUUCACCUUAUGGAUGUGGAGCAAGGAAAAUUAGUUAGCAAAAUUGCAAAGGCUCACAGUUCUUCUAUAAAUAGCCUGCUUUUGAUUGAUGAGAAUCUGUUUGCAACUGGUGAUGAUAACGGGAUGCUGAAGGUUUGGGACUUGAGGAAAGGAACUUCAUUUAUGGAAAUGAAGCAGCAUGAAGAUUACAUUAGCGACAUUACUAUUGACCUUCAGAAGAAAAUUCUUCUAACCACUAGUGGAGAUGGCACUAUGGGUGUGUUUAAUAUUAAAAGGCGCCGCUUUGAACUCUCAUCAGAGUUUCAGAAUGGAGAUCUAACCUCAGUGGCAAUCAUGAAGCAUGGGAAGAAAGUUGCAUGUGGUUCCAGUGAAGGAAUGAUUUAUCUCUUUAACUGGGAUGAAUUUGGUGCCACUAGCGAUCGGUUUGCAGUGAGGGCAGAAUCUGUCGACUGCAUUUUACCAAUCACCGACAGCAUUCUUUGUGCUGCUUCAAUUGAUGGCGUAAUCAGGGCUAUCAACCUUUUUCCAAACCGAGUGAUUGGCAGCAUUGGACAGCAUGUGGGAGAACCCAUUGAACAAAUAACCAAAUCCUUCAAUGGUCAGUUUCUUGCAAGCUGUGCCCAUGACAAGAAGGUGAAGUUUUGGGACAUUUCCUCUCUUAGUGACAUUGUAGUUAAGGAAUAUCGCAAUAGAAAGAGGAAAGGGGGCAACCUUAAAUCAUUAAGCAAGAAAGCCGUUUCAGGACAGGAUGAUUUUUUCUCUGACUUGCUGGAGGACCCAAUUGGGAAGAAAACGCCACAUGAGGAAAAAGAAGAUAGUGAAGAGGACAGUGACAGUGAUUAAGCGUAACAAUAAUAUUCUACUUUUAAAAUCAUGAGCAGUUGUUGGCAAUUAAAGUUGAGUUUUUUGCCAUUUUCUUGGCAGAAAUUAUUCUGACAGUUAUUUCUCAGUCAUAUCAGUAAGUAAACAGGAAAAUAUUCUGUUUUUAAAAGGAAAGAGACAAAACACUGGAGUGAAAUGAAUUACUUCAAUCUGGGAUAUCUGUUUUUAAUGAAGUAUUACAGAAAAGAGCCUUCUUUAAAACACAUUGCCCUGACAACAUAUCCACUGCAGACUUGUAUAUAGCCUACUAGAUGUGAGCCAUCACCCAUUUGUGGUUGUCAACUCCCUUAUUGUUAGCAUUGAUUUGCUAGAAUAAGUAAUCCUGCUUACUAAGGGAGCUGAAACUGCUGAUUUAACCUGAAAUAUAUAUUUAUUUUGUAAUUUAUGUGAGAAAAUUUCAUAUACAUUGUUUAAGCCUUAUUCUUUGGACUGUUCUUUGGAGAACAGACAUUGUUAUAUUCACUUUAUUUCAAAAAUAAAUUGUAGAGUUUGAACAUGGUCGUUUAUGUCGGAAAUUUAGAAAGCCGUAUUACGAACUGUGUGGGCAAAUGAGUUACUUUAUGAUUCUGAUUAGAAUCACUUGUUACUUCUAUAUGAAGGGAUAACCUUCUGCAGAAAUAUUUGGAACAUCGUUAAGUUGUGAUGCAUGAUGAAGGCUUUUUUAUUUUUAGGCAGAUAUUCACUCCAAGCUUAUUCCCUAAUCAAAGGUAAUUUAGUGUUGUUUUGAGUUCAGAUUUUAAUUUUCCACUUAGACUGUAGAUUCCAGUGAUGCUCUUAGUUGUGCUUUCCCAAAACAUUUAUUAAACAUAAUUAAUAGCAUUCUCAAACCCACGUAGUCUGAUUCAAGGUGCAGGGCAGGAAUCGGUCCCAGACAAAGCCCAUCCACUCUCGUACUCUGCCAAAUUGGAAUCGUCCAUUUACCUGAUGUCUCUUUUUUUAUAUAUAAAUUUUGAUUUUAUUUUUGAAAAGCAGAACAUUACAAUGGUGUACUCCUCAAUCGAACAAAUAAUAGAUAGAGCCAUUUACUACAAAGUCAAUACAAAGAGAGCAAAAUAUAUGAAUACAAAAAAAUGAAAAAAAGCAAAAUAAGAUUCAACCUCCAUCCAAGAUAAAGAGAGAGACAAGCAAAAAAAUAAGGAAU